GAUACAAGCACAUUAAGUUCCAUUGUGAUCUAAUGAGGGGGAAGUAAGGUCAAAGGUGGUAGUGACUGUGUGCCUACAGACUUGUGCUCUGUGCUGCUCUCUGCUCCAACUCUAACAUGACGCCAGGGAGUGUGAAUGAAAAACUGGGGACUCCGACGAUUCCCCAGUUCUUCCAGGAGAGACACAUUCUCAUCACCGGAGCUACUGGCUUCAUGGGUAAAGUCCUCCUUUGCAAACUGCUGCGCUCUUGUCCUGGAUUGGGCAAGAUUUAUGUCCUCAUCAGAUCAAGCAGAGGGAAAGAUGCUGUUACAAGACUGAAAGAAAUGUUAACGUUGUCUUUGUUUGACGAUGUAAGAAAGGACCCUGGGUUUAGAGAGGACAAGAUUGUUGUUGUGGAGGGAGACAUUACAGCUCUUGGGCUUGGUUUGAGUGAAGCAGAUCGUGCGACAAUUCUAGAGAACGUAUCCAUAGUUUUCCACGUUGCAGCGUCAGUACGAUUCAACGAACCCCUUACCGAUGCCAUCCUCAUGAAUACCCGAGGAACUCGAGAAGUUGUCGAGUUGUGUCUCAAAAUGAAACAACUUGUGGCACUACUUCAUGUAUCAACCACUUAUUCAAACUGCGAGCACAAUCUUGUAGAAGAAGCUGUCUAUUUAAGCCCAAUGGAUUGGCGUGAUGCUAUUAGAAUCGCUGAAGAGUUGGACCCUGCAAUUGUCAACACUUUUGCUACCAAAUGCAUAGGAGAAAAGCCUAAUACCUACACAUUUACAAAGUGUCUAGCAGAGCAUGUGAUUUGGGAUCACCGACAUGUCUUGCCAAUUAUAAUCUUCCGUCCAUCAAUCGUGGUAUCAACAUGGAAGGAUCCAGUGCCUGGGUGGUUGGACAACCUCAACGGACCCGUGGGUGUGAUGAUGGGUGCUGGUCAUGGUGUUCUACGGGUCUCCAUGUGUGACCCUGAUGUUGUUCCAGACUAUAUGCCUGUCGACAUCGCCAUUAGAGCAAUACUCGUGGCUGUCUACCAGAAAGGAAUUUCAAAUUUUCAGGAGCCAGAGGAAUACAUAUUUAAUUGUGCAUCAACGUCAUCCUCCAUUUCCAACAAGCAGUUGAUUGAACUGGGUAUGAAAUUGGUUAAAGAGGUUCCCUUGACUACGACCCUCUGGUACCCAACUGAUGAUGUGACUACUAGUAGAACCUACUUCACCGUCAAAUCAUGGUUCGCUCACCUCCUGCCUGCAAUUGCUAUAGAUUUUGCCCUCCGUGCAUCAGGCCGAGAACCAAGACUGCUGAAAAUCCAACGAAAAAUAUUUAUUGCCAUAUUAGCAUUAUCAUACUUCACAUGCCAGGAGUGGAAGUUUAAGAAUGAAAAGUUCAUGAAGUUACUCUCUUUCAUUCUUCCUGAAGACAAAGUAGACUUUGAUUUUGACUUCAGUGAUAUUGAUCCUUCAACAUACUUCAGGCAAUGUGUUUUGGGGGCUCGAGUAUAUCUCCUAAAUGAUCCAAUUGAAAAUAUACCACUCGGACGAAAGAGAUUUCAAAGACUGUAUUGGGGGGACAAAAUUGUACGAGUGGCUUCCAUCUUACUCGCACUGUGGUUGUUGGAUUUGCCGAGACGGAUGAAUGACUUAUGGACUACUGUGGAUCACAACUACCUCAUAAGUCUUUAGGUUUACUAUGUUUAGAAUAGAUGCUACAUAAAUAAAAGAUCAAUUUUUGUAUUUUUA
Molecule: messenger RNA, 1721 nt
Organism: Macrosteles quadrilineatus (aster leafhopper)
Lineage: Eukaryota; Metazoa; Arthropoda; Insecta; Hemiptera; Cicadellidae
Product: putative fatty acyl-CoA reductase CG5065
Exons: 9
Coding region: 117-1664 (515 amino acids)
Biological process (GO): long-chain fatty-acyl-CoA metabolic process
Cellular component (GO): peroxisome
Molecular function (GO): alcohol-forming very long-chain fatty acyl-CoA reductase (NADP+) activity
Source: RefSeq, a predicted model, not a curated record